UCGAUGGUGUGCCAGCCAAUCAAACGAUUCAGAUUCGAUGUUCUGCCAGGGCAGACGACGAUCGAUCUGACCGGGCCGGAUUGAUCACCCCAACAAACCGCUAAUCCCGCGCAGCAAUCCCUCGUCUCACGCCCACGCACGCCGCAUCUUCCCCACUAAUUCCGCCGGUUAUGCAGGCGAAUAUGCGGCCAUCAGAUCCCGUCCCUGGAUGUCACCGCCCCACGCCGUUGGCACGGGCUCCCCAUCCCGUCGCUGGAUGGAGGGUGCCGCUGGAGGCGGCCGUGCCAACGACGAGCGUAGGACGCGGGCGGACCUCCCUCACCCUGCCUUGCCGCCCCUCCGCCCCGCCGCCUCGGCACCUUCCGUACCAGGCCAGGACCGGAGCCGAGAAUGAGGCGUCCGCACGCGACCAUCUCUCCCUUCGAGCGCCUUCGACGCGCCCCCGACUAUUGCCGCCAACUUCACUGGAAGCUUCACGAUGAUCCAGGUAAUCACCAAACAAACCAUUGUCUGCUCAUGAUUUCAGAAGAGAAGCGGGGGAGUGUAUUCAUGUGAUGAGUAAGAAGAUAAACUUGUGUGGUUCAGUCACCGGAUCAACUGUUAGAUGCCCAGAAGGUAGUGUUAGUGUGUUACUACACCUGAAAUUACAACUCAGCUAGCAGCUUCCUUCACAGUGAGCAGGAGAUGCUCACCACCGAGGCUGGGUUCAGAAAUACAGAUAGGUAGGUAGAUGGACGAGAAUGAGAUACCUUUUUCCUUUUUCUCUUGUUUAUCUAGAUCGGCCGAUCACCAAGGCAUGUAGCUGUUUGUAAUUUAUAUUGGAAGUGCAAGCAUUCUCACAUAGAUAAUAGAAAAUGGUGGUAAUCCGCUCAGGGAGUGAUUCUCUCUAAUUCAUGGGAGCACCCACAGGGCUGUAAUCGCCGUGAAGAUUCAGCAGUUCUCUCUCACUAAUUCAGGGCGCGUCGAAGGCACCGCGACGGUGGGAGUCACUAUACGGAUAUCAGGCCAGUUGCAUUAUUUCUUGCCUGAUAUUUUUAUUUAUUGUUGCAGACUGGGGUAGGAUGCCGAAGAUGUAGAGGUUGUUGCUCCAGUGACGCUGGAGCCCAUUCAAAGGAAGAGAAUAUGCGCGUUUUUCCUCCUAACCAUUUGAGUAGUGUUCUGUGCAAUUUAUGCACAUUUUGAAAAUUUAGUUAUAGACGUUGAAUUUAUCUCCAAUCCUCUAUUGUGCCGUAUAUUCUACAAUCUUUCAUAUUUUAGCAUGAAUUUUUUAAAAUGUGUGUUAGAAAGCUUGUAUAUCAUACAUACAUGUGCUAUUUUCUUUUGAUUAUCUCUUUCAGACUGUUCGGGCUUUCUAGAUCAUAAUAAUUUGUUCUUAAUAGCUCAUUGGGUCUUAGAGAAUUCAGAAUAAGUUCUUACAACAAUCGUUACUGGAUAAAUCAUCUAUGAUACCAUGCUUGCACCCUUAUUUGCAGCUGUAUUUCAGUUUUUUGGCACAAUAAGGUUAGUUUGUUUUUUCUGCUUUUUGGUUAGCAUUGAUGAUAAUUUGAACCGGUCAGACGGGGAAAGAUAUGCCCAUUAUACAAGUGCAUCUUGAUUCAGUUUGAGGAGAAAGAGUAGUUAAUUCAGCUUGUGGCAUGUGUCCACACUUGUUAACCAAUUAACCCUUUUCCAUUUGUGUCUUAAAACUACUUUUGUUAACACUGCCAACCUAACAGAGGAUCUACUUUUGCUAAUAGUGGUCAAAUAAAAGAGGAUCCAGAGUUCCAGACUGUGUGUUGUACAGAAUUAUUCUUUGCCAACAAUAGCUUUGCUAAGUUUCUCUUGCCUCUCGGUGUUACUACAGGGAUUUAGAAACACAAGGAAUGAUUAACGAUGAAAGAACCACAGAUAGAUCUGUGAUUUCUCCUUGGCCAAUAAUUCAACUGCAUGUUUUAGGAACCACAAAUAGCUUUGGGUAUUUUCUUUGUACGCAUUAAUAAUUUAAUAUUAUAUAUUGAGAACUGAAAUAAAUAUUUUACUUCAUAUUUAUUUAAAACUUUUCGUAUUAAUAGUGCAAUGCAUAGAUUUAUUUUUCUAUGUUUUUAUGUUUAUUUCCCACUAGACUGAGAAUAUUGAUUAUACUAGACAAGUAGUCAUUGUUGCUUUGAUUCAGAAUGAGAAACAUUAAUUUUUCUGAAUCAUUGGUACAAUUAGUUCACACCGAACUAUUCAAAGGUACUGUACCUCAUGUUGGUGAAGAUGGCAGAUUUCAAACAUGGCGGCGAACAAAGGUUUAUAUUGCAGGCGCCUCUGAUUUCUUAAGUUCUUAACAAUUUAAUGAUCGCUCGCUACUAUUCUCAUCAUUAUUAUAGAUAAGAAUGCCAGGCCCUUCAGUUUUCUACUACCUUGACGGUAAUUGAGAUGACAAGGAAAUACACGGGGAAGCAGAUAACUUGGAUCAUACAAUGUCACAAAUUGUGUUGGCCAAUGUACUUUGCGGCUCAGACAAGGACCUUUAUAUGCACAGCACAAUUUUGUGACAGUAGUCUUUCUAAGCGAAAUGACCCUAUGAACAUACUUAUCAUUAGUUGUUUCCUCAUAGUGGGAACUUUCUAUCCAGCUAAACUGGAGCAUCAGGUAGCUAUCACACACAUCCUUUUGAGAACAAGAACACAUUUAUUUAUAUGUUUGUCUUGUUUUCUGUUUGUGCUUGCAGGAAAACAGUCUAGCUACUAGAGAUUUGAGCUGAAGCACAAGCCUUUCCUCUUGGAAUAUGAUUUAGAACCCAAGGGUGGAGUUCCUAUCAUCAACGCUAGCUGUACAUUCAAAUGCAUAUGCUUGUGUGCUCUGCUCUCUAAACACCCUAAAGAUAACAGAUGUUAUUUUGUACUCUUAACAGGUCUCCCAUAUGGUAAUUGUCUUUAUAAAGCACCCUAUGAUAUUUCUAGAAAGUAAGGUCAUGUAGGAAAAUGGAGCGCUCCAUCUUUGGUUAUUCUCUACUCAGGUUUGAGAAGAAGCACAUCCCAUUACUAUUACAUGGCAAAAGCGGCUGCAUGGCAAGGAGAAAGUCGCAACUCCGCCAUGGACUUAUGUGGCGAUGGGAGUUGAGAGAUGGCAAUGCAUGCUGGUAGUGCUAUAAGGCAACGCCAGAGUUUGUGACAUUGCCAGGUGCUGGUAUGUUUCUACCAUUGGCCUUUGUAGAUCCCUUUAGUGAAAGGGCCGUGGUUAUCAGAAUAGAAUGCACGUGCAAAUUUGGUAGAGACGCGCAUUGCAUGUGCACAUUUACUAGUUCCAUAAGCAUUGUAACUUUUCCCCCGUUGGCUACAUUAAUAGUCCCCUCGAUCGGAUCUGCGCCGUCGACCUGCCAUGUCGGUUCAAUCGACAGCCCAGAGCCCCCUCUGCUAUCACGUAAUAAGUUCACAUAAAAAAACAUCAAUCGCAUCAGAUCGCGACCACCGACCAAAACCCUAGCCAUCAUGGCAACGGAGACGGAGCCCGCCGCGCUGCCGCGCCCCCUCCUCGGCCCUCCGGUCAUCCGCGGCGCGCGCCGGUCGCCUGGCUCCGCCGGGCCGCACUCGCACCCCUCCGUCGGCGUCCUCGACACGGCCGUCGACGCGCCGUCCGCCGCGGAGAUCAAGGCGGAGCUCGAGCCGCGGAGGGCGCUCACGGAGAACUGCUCCGCCACGUACGCUAACUCGGGCAGCCCCUGCCUCGACUUCUUCUUCCAGGUGGUGCCCGACACGCCGCCCGAGCGCGUGCGCGGCCUGCUCGCCGCCGCCUGGGCGCACGACGCGCUCACGGCGCUCAAGCUCGCCUGCAACCUGCGCGGCGUCCGGGGCACCGGCAAGUCGGACAAGGAGGGCUUCUACGCCGCCGCGCUCUGGCUGCACCAGAACCACCCUCGGACGCUCGCCUGCAACGUCGCCGCGCUCGCCGAGUUCGGCUACCUCAAGGACUUGCCCGAGCUGCUCUUCCGCCUCAUCCACGGCCCCGACGUGCGCAAGCUCGCCAGGGAGAGCGCGGCCGCCGAGAAGGCGGGCAGGAAGGAGAAGGACCUCGGCAAGCCUAGGCUGGCCGACCGCAAGCAAGCCCGCGUGCUGGCCCCUGUGCCGCCAAAGCCCAUGUUCGGCGCCUACCUCUCCGCCGCCCUCUCCAGGUCCGGCAAGGGCAAACCCAUGGAGGUGGAGGCCGACCCUGUCCCGGUCCAGCAGCCGGCUGAGCAGAAGCCGAAGGUGGACCAGAAGAAGACGGCGGCAACUAAGCGGCGGCCGUCGAAGAAGGUCCGCAAGGUGGCCAAGCUUGCCGUGAAAUCGCUGGAGACGUACUACGGCGACCGUGCUUACCGCUUCCUGUUCGACGCUGUCGCCGACUUCUUCGCCGCCCUCCUUGCGACGGACCUCGAGCAGCUGGCCCUCGACGGCAAGAAGAGGAAGAUCGGGCUCGCCGCCAAGUGGUGCCCCACGCCUGGCUCGUCGUUCGACCGCACCACGCUGCUCUGCGAGGCCAUCGCACGCCGCCUCUUCCCGCGCGACUCGGACCCCGAGUACGCCCAGCUCUCCGACGAGCACUACACGUACCAAACCCUCCACCGCCUCCGCCGCGAGGUGCUCGUGCGGCUGCGCAAGGUCCUGGAGCUCCCUGAAGUGUACAUGAGCGCGCAGCGGUGGUCGGAGCUGCCCUACACCCGCGUGGCCUCGGUGGCCAUGAGGCGCUACAAGGUCCUCUUCAAGAAGCACGACGAGGAGCGCUUCGACAAGUACCUGGAGGACGUGGAGGCCGACAAGGCCAAGAUCUCGGCCGGGGCGCUGCUGCCCCACGAGAUCGCGGCGGCCGCCUACCGUGGCGAGGAGGACGAAGUGUCGGAGCUGCAGUGGCGCCGCAUGGUGGACGACCUCCGCUCCAAGGGGUCGUUGUGCAAUUGCAUCUCAGUCUGCGACGUGUCCGGCAGCAUGACCGGCACUCCCAUGGAGGUGUGCAUCGCGCUCGGCGUGCUCACGUCGGAGCUCAGCGAGGAGCCGUGGGCGGGCAAGGUGAUCACCUUCAGCGAGAGGCCUGAGCUCCAGCUCAUCACCGGCAACACCCUUCGUGAGAAGAUGAGGUUCGUGCAGCGUAUGGACUGGGACAUGAACACCAACUUCCAGGCAGUGUUCGACCAGAUCCUCCGCACGGCGGUGGAAGCCCGGCUGGUGCCGGAGAAGAUGAUCAGGACUGUGUUUGUGUACAGCGACAUGGAGUUCGACCAGGCGUCGGGGUACGAGGACGACGACGACGAUGACUACUCUGAGGACGAGGAGGAGGAGGAGGUGCAGCGGUCGUGGGGCACAGACUAUGAAGUGAUCUGCCAGAAGUUUAGGGACGCCGGGUACGGGGACGUGGUGCCGCAAAUCAUCUUCUGGAACCUGCGGGACUCUAAAUCGACGCCGGUGACGGCGACGCAGCCUGGGGUUGCCAUGGUGAGCGGCUUCUCCAAGAACUUCCUCAAGAUCUUCCUGAAGAAGGACGGCGUGGUCAACCCCGAGGCCAUUAUGAUGGAGGCCAUCUCCGGCGACGAGUACCAGAAGCUGGCUGUGUUCGACUAGAUCGAUCGUCAAAUUUGCUCGCCUCUGUUUGCAAGGUAUUUCUCGCCCUAACGUGCUACCAAAUGCACGGCCUCGCCAGGCAGGGCAAAUUAAGGAGUACGCUAGGUGUGUUUGAUUUUUAGAAUUGUGGUGAACAGCCAGUUCGUUGACUUUGAUCAUCUGCAGGAUUCAAAACCAAAUCGUGCCUGAAAGUUUGUUCUGGAACAUGCUGCGCUUGAGUUGGUUAUCAUUCUUGGGUAAAUUUAUCCCAUCGACCAAUGAAUCAUCCCUUGGAGUGCAUGAAUCCAAUGGAUUUCUAAACUCCGAACAGCAUGCUGUCGUGGAGUUUGAUCAGGGUGCUAUGUGAAUCCAUACCACAACCAUCCUUGUAAUUGAAUGGAUUUCUGAAUUCAAAAAGGAAGGCAAAAAAAAUUCAGUUUUA
This is a messenger RNA of Triticum aestivum (bread wheat), 5979 nucleotides long. RefSeq lists its product as uncharacterized. Lineage: Eukaryota; Viridiplantae; Streptophyta; Magnoliopsida; Poales; Poaceae. The record is from RefSeq and is a predicted model, not a curated record. Bases 3456 to 5558 code for a protein of 700 amino acids. The transcript has 2 exons.